Rhipicephalus microplus (southern cattle tick) is the source of this 930-nucleotide messenger RNA. RefSeq names its product zinc finger protein 271-like. The record is from RefSeq and is a predicted model, not a curated record. NCBI's taxonomy places the organism in Eukaryota, Metazoa, Arthropoda, Arachnida, Ixodida, Ixodidae.
AUGACGGCACGAAUCCCUUUGAAAGGCCUUAGAUGUGGUUCAGCAAGUGCAAAGUUUCUGGAAGACUUUCUCCCAUUUCUGCGAGAGUGGGAAGAGCAUGCUGCCAAGCACGAGCCUUCUGAUGUGCCCGAACAAAAGGGAGCUCGUGUAACAGCCCUUGUUGAUAGCCUUCUGGAUGAAGGAAACCUGCCGCAUGCUGAAGAAGUGCUGGAAAGGCAUGCCUCCCUGCUUGACCAUGAUGGCAUGGUAGAAGAAAAGAGCGAUAGCCGGCUAAUUUUCUAUAUAGCUGGCUAUGUUGUGCGCAAAUCUCUGAAAAAAUUUCCAUGCCCUGAUUGUGCAUAUUGUCUCUGCAUUAUGCCUCUGCAAGCAGAAUCGAACUGCAAUGCCACACUGACGAAUCAGUUCAACCAUCGGGGCCUGCUCUACCCAUCAGACGCUCUUGAAAAGCUCAUCACAAAGCUUGAAAAUGCUUUCAUUGUGUUUUUCAGCCGGAACAAGCUUCAUGCCGAAAGCUUGUUCUCAACUGCACCUGGUUCCUCGUCUAUGGUGUCUUCGAAGGAGUACCGCUCGCUGGUGCUGGUACAAGGUAAAUGGCAUCACUGCCGGAAGUUCUCUUAUGCUACCAAGGAAAUGGCGAAAAUGAUGGCGCACUUUCACACGCACACAGGCGAGCCCUUCCAGUGCCACUUGUGUCCUGCUGUAUUAGCUCAGAAAGACGGUCUGAAGCAGCACCUACGCACCCACACCGGGGAGCGUUCCUUUUCCUGUGCCCACUGUAGUGCGUCCUUCUUACAGAGGAACGCCCUCAAGGAACACUUGUACGUUCACACCGGAGAGCGUCCAUUUUCCUGUGUCCACUGCGAUGCAGCCUUUUUGAGGAAAGGCAACCUCAACAGGCACAUCAUUUAUUAUCAUAAAAACAAGGCCUAA